This is a messenger RNA of Agrilus planipennis (emerald ash borer), 1009 nucleotides long. RefSeq names its product ninjurin-1-like. The coding region runs from base 162 to 749 and encodes 195 amino acids. NCBI's taxonomy places the organism in Eukaryota, Metazoa, Arthropoda, Insecta, Coleoptera, Buprestidae. The record is from RefSeq and is a predicted model, not a curated record. The transcript has 3 exons. Gene Ontology annotation, cellular component: membrane. Gene Ontology annotation, biological process: cell adhesion; tissue regeneration.
GAAUGCGGUGGUCCUAUAUAAUUCUUUGCGGUCGCCUCUGCGAUUACACAUCGAGGGCUUUAUCGGUAACGUAAAUCGUGCAGAGAACGUUGCCUUCAUUUUACUAUGUAGAACAAUAUGUGUUGUGCGAUUAACAUAAUACCAGCUCAGACAGGGUGAACAUGGCAAACAAAGGGAAAACCACAACGGGGAAGGUCGACGACGAAAACAACACCGACACAAAUAAUGACGCAUCGAAUGGCAUUGUUCUGGGGAACGUACAACAAAACCGUGAAAGUGAAAUGCGGAAAAUCACAGUAGUGAGUGAACUUGAUGAAGAUGGAGACGAUGCUGCCGAAACUGUUACCACCACAAAUGUGGUUGAAGAAGAGAAUACCGUCAUUGUCAUUGAAGACGAGGCGGAUGGAAAACGCAAGUCGAACUCCUUUGCAGCUAAAAAAACAGUGGCACAAGGUAUGAUGGAUAUUGCUCUUAUAACAGCGAACGCAAACCAAUUGCGCUAUAUAAUCGAAUUUAACAGACACAGCUCCACAUUUUAUGUGAACCUGUUUCUUAUAAUCGUUUCCUUGAUUCUUCAAGUGGGAGUGGGCGUGGCCCUCAUAUUUAAGGGUAGAUUGGAUCUGAAAGGAAAAUCAAAGCAUCAAAGCGCCAAAACUAUAAACAAUUAUGUCGUAGCUGGAAUUUUUCUUGUGACAAUUAUAAACGUUUUCAUAGCCAGUUUUACCAUCACUAACGUUCCAAGUAGCUAAAAUGGCUGCAUCGAUAAGCCGUUUGUUGGAUAAAGUGUCUACAAAGGUAUAUCCGACCAUAGAAAUAAAAUUUAGCUACUAUUAAUUGUACGUAAACGGGGCUUGAAUUGUUUAGUCGCCUUAAAAAUGUUUCCGUUUAUAAAAAAAAUAGGAGUGAUCCCUACUUUAAAAUCCGUGAGAGGCAGGGAAAUAUCUUUGAAUUUUUUUGAAGUGAAACUUCUUUACGCACGGUAGGGUAAGUUCGUUUCAUGCGACAUGCG